AUGAGACAGCAGGAUAACCAAGUUGGAUUCAGACCAGGACGCGGCUCUGCUGACCAGAUAUUCAUGUUAAAAAGGUUUUUGGAACAUCGCUUCAAAUAUAUUACACCAGCAUCAUUUGUUUCAUCGAUUGUGCAACUGCCUUCAAUUCAAUUAGCUACGCUUUGGAGGGUAAUGGAACAUGACGGUGUUCCAAAGAGAGAAUAG
Dracunculus medinensis (Guinea worm) is the source of this 204-nucleotide messenger RNA. The record is from the annotation of a GenBank genome assembly. Lineage: Eukaryota; Metazoa; Nematoda; Chromadorea; Rhabditida; Dracunculidae.